Molecule: messenger RNA, 4700 nt
Organism: Bombina bombina (fire-bellied toad)
Lineage: Eukaryota; Metazoa; Chordata; Amphibia; Anura; Bombinatoridae
Gene: DISP1
Product: dispatched RND transporter family member 1
Exons: 8
Coding region: 228-3833 (1201 amino acids)
Cellular component (GO): membrane
Source: RefSeq, a predicted model, not a curated record
UGUGUCCAUGUCAUCUCUUGAGUAAGAGUAGUGGUGGCUUUUAGCAGUUUAAAGGCGGCGAGGCAGUCCUUUGCUUUACUUUUAACACUUUGCUACCCCUUUGUAGAAAGCCAGAGUUAGUUACUCUGUUCUUUCUUUUCCUACAGGUCCACGACAGGGAGUGAAGCGCCUGCCACACCUAAGGAUUAGCAUCUAUAAGAUAUUUCUAUGAAUGAGAAAUUGGUAGAAUGGCAGUGAACAGCAGAAGUUCUGACUUUGUGGCACUUGGCAAUGGCAACAUCAUAUCCAAAGCCCAUUCUUCAAGUCAACCAACCACAUGUGAUGGAAGCCUGCAGUGCCCUUCCUCAGAGGAACCCAGAGUUAAAGUGAGUCACAAUGGAUGCCUUUCACACAAUGGUACAGCCAAGCCUUGCUCUCUGUUUUCAGACAACCAAAGAACUCCUCCAGUUUCCCAGUGCUGUCAACCCUGCUCAUAUCAUCAUCCGUUAAACAACCAUAACCACCAGCAAGAUUGUAUUUCGCGGUCUGGUGGGACAGGGUGUAACGCACAGAGUGCUGGCUGCUUGCAGACGCAUGCAGAGUUUUCUACAACCUCAAACUGUCAAAACCAUCCACCCAUGUAUCACCCUGCCUGCUGUAUGCAGCCUUCCCAGUCAUUAUGCCUUCAUCACUGGCGCGAUCAUUUUCACCAUCAGCAAGUACCGCAUCACUUAGUUAACUUAAGGACUACCAAACCAUUCCAGUUACCCAAAAGCUAUUCUGCAUUAAUAGCAGAUUGGCCCAUAGUAGUUCUGGGCUUGUGCACAGUUCUGAUAGUGAUCUGCGCCCUGGUUGGAAUUUUAGUGCCUGAUCUUCCAGACUUCUCCGAUCCACUUCUGGGUUUUGAGCCCAGAGGAACCGCAAUAGGACAGAGGUUGGUGACAUGGAACAACAUGGUCAAAAACACUGGAUACAAAGCAACAUUGGCCAACUAUCCAUUUAAAUAUGCAGAUGAGCAGGCAAAAAAUCACCAAGACGACAGGUGGUCUGAAGACCGUUAUGAACGGGAGAAGAGAGAAGCAGACUGGAACUUCCAUAAGGACAGCUUCUUCUGUGCGGUCCCAAAUGACCAUUACUCUCGAGUAGUAUUUUCCUCUGUGAAUGGGGAAAGUCUCUGGAAUUUGAAAUCAAUUAAGUCAAUGUGCAAUAUAGAUAAUACAAAAAUAAGAUCCCAUCCACAGUUUGGUGACCUUUGCCAGCGGACCACUGCUGAUUCCUGUUGCCCGAGCUGGACACUAGGCAACUACAUUGCUAUUCUUAACAACAGAUCAUCAUGUCAGAAGAUAGUGGAACGUGAUGUUUCUCAUACACUAAAACUAAUUCGCACAUGUACCAAAUACUACCAUAAUGGAACAUUGGGACCAGAUUGCUGGGAUAUGGCAACCAAGAGAAAGGACCAGCUUAAAUGUACAAAUGUGCCUCGUAAAUGUACAAAGUUCAAUGCAGUUUACCAGAUUCUUCACUACUUAGUAGAUAAAGACUUUUUAAGCCCAAAGAUAGUUGACAAUGUGAUGCCAGCUUUAAAGCAUAGUAUGCUUUUUUCCCCGACAGAAAAAGGAGAAUCCAUGAUGAACAUUUAUCUUGACAACUUUGAGAAUUGGAAUUGUUCUGAUGGUAUAACUACCAUCACAGGAAUUGAGUUUGGAAUCAAACAUAGCUUAUUUCAAGAUUAUCUUUUAAUGGAUACUGUGUAUCCGGCUAUUGCUAUCUUAAUUGUUCUGUUGGUCAUGUGCAUAUAUACUAGGUCAAUGUUUAUUACGCUGAUGACCAUGUUUGCCAUAAUCAGUUCACUGAUAGUUUCUUAUUUUCUCUAUCGUGUAGUAUUUAAUUUCGAAUUCUUCCCCUUCAUGAACCUCACUGCACUAAUAAUUCUUGUUGGAAUUGGAGCAGAUGAUGCUUUUGUCUUAUGUGAUGUCUGGAACUACACAAAGUUUGACAAGCCUCAUGCAGAAACGUGCGAAACCGUAAGCAUCACUCUGCAACAUGCUGCUCUUUCUAUGUUUGUUACCAGCUUUACUACCGCAGCUGCCUUUUAUGCAAAUUAUGUCAGCAAUAUUACCGCAAUCAGAUGUUUUGGUAUUUAUGCUGGCACAGCCAUAUUGGUGAAUUAUGUAUUAAUGGUGACCUGGCUACCUGCUGUGGUUGUACUCCAUGAACGAUAUCUUCUUAACAUAUUUAGUUGCUUCACACUCACCCAACAAAGACCAUACAAUAAGAGAAGCUGCUGGAAUGUAAUGUGCCAGAUGAUACAGAAGCUUCUUUUUGCAUUUUCAGAGGCUUCAAGGAUAUUCUUUGAAAAGGUAUUGCCAUGUAUAGUCAUCAAAUUUAGAUAUGUUUGGGUGUUCUGGUUUCUUGCUAUAACAAUUGGCGGUGCAUAUAUUGUUUGUGUUAACCCAAAGAUGAAACUACCGUCACUGGAGCUUUCAGAGUUUCAGGUGUUCAGGUCUUCUCACCCGUUCGAACGAUAUGAUGCAGAAUAUAAAAAGAUUUUCAUGUUUGAGCGUGUUCAUCAUGGGGAAGAGCUCCAUAUGCCUAUAACAAUAAUUUGGGGUGUUACUCCAGAGGACAAUGGGGAUCCACUUAAUCCUAAAAGCAAAGGAAAGCUAAAGUUGGACAGUAGUUUUAAUAUUGCAAGUCCAGCAUCACAACUGUGGAUUCUGCAGUUCUGCCAAAAGUUGAAAAACCAAACCUUUUUCUAUCAAACAAAUGAUCAGGAUUUCACUAGCUGUUUUAUUGAGACUUUUAAACAGUGGAUGGAAAAUCAAGACUGCGAUGAACCUGCAAUCUACCCGUGUUGCAGCCAGUCAGGCUUUCCAUAUAAACAAGAAGUUUUUGAGCUCUGUAUUAAAAGAGCUAUCAUGGAGCUUGAAAGAAGCACUGGCUAUCAUUUAGACAGCAAAACCCCAGGUCCAAGAUUUGACAUAAAUGAUACCAUCAGAGCUGUUGUGCUAGAAUUUCAAAGUACUUACCUUUUUACGUUGGCUUACGAGAAAAUGCAUCAAUUCCACAAUGAGGUUGAUGCUUGGAUUACAAAUGAACUUCAGUUUGCUCCAGAAGGACUCAGCAAUGGAUGGUUUGUAAGCAACUUGGAAUUUUAUGACCUACAAGACAGCCUUUCCGAUGGAACACUGAUUGCAAUGGGAUUGUCUGUUGCUGUUGCCUUUAGUGUAAUGCUCCUUACAACAUGGAACAUAAUUAUAAGUCUCUAUGCUAUUCUUUCUAUAGCUGGCACCAUUUUUGUUACAGUUGGCUCUCUGGUGCUCCUUGGAUGGGAAUUAAAUGUGUUGGAAUCUGUCACCAUAUCAGUUGCUGUGGGGCUGUCUGUGGACUUUGCUGUACAUUAUGGCGUUGCAUAUCGUCUUGCUCCAGACCCGGACAGAGAAGGAAAAGUGGUCUUCUCUCUAAGUCGUAUGGGCUCCGCUAUUGCAAUGGCUGCCUUGACCACCUUUGUGGCUGGAGCAAUGAUGAUGCCCUCAACAGUUCUAGCUUACACUCAGCUAGGUACUUUCAUGAUGCUAAUUAUGUGUAUUAGUUGGGCUUUUGCUACUUUCUUUUUUCAGUGUAUGUGUCGAUGUUUUGGUCCCCAAGGAACUUUUGGUCAGAUACCGUUGCCAAAAAAAUUACAAUUUAAAGCCUUUUCACAAGCUUUAUCUUCUGACAAUACAGAAAGAGGACAGAACAAAAUAAACCAUACCAAUAAAUAUCAGUUAGACCCAAGAAGUACAAAAACCGACAUUGAGCAUGAACAUUAUGAACUGGAGCCUUUAGCAUCACACAAUUGUAGCACCACUUAAUGGUGCUUAUGAAUAUGUAUGUGUAUGUAUGCGUGUGUAUGUAUGUGUGUGUGUGUAUAAUAUAAAAAAUAUAUAUAUAAUUUCCAUUUUGUUUUAAUCCAAAAUGCACCGAAAAUCAUGCAUUUAGCAUGCUGCACUGCACUGACUAAGGGAACCAUUGCAUCUGUGUCAAAAUCCAAAGCCACCUAUGGACCAACAGAUAUGUCCAUUUUUAAUAUAUCAAACUGACAAUAUAUUUGCACAAAAAUAUAAAACAAAAGCUUACAGUGCCAAAUUAUCACUUAAAAAAAUAUUGUGUCUUCUGUAUUUUAAAUGUAAUUGCUUGCGCACCCAAACUGCCAUGGUAGCUGCAAAAUUCUGUGUAGCAGCCCUCCAAAAACUGCUCUGAAUACAAUACAGCUAUGCAGCUGUAUCUUGCGGCUGCUCUUUAAUCAGUGCACCAGUUCCUUAAAUAAAUAAAAUAACUUCUAGACAGCACAAAUAAUUUGCCUUUUUUUUAAUUUUAUUUUUUAAGUCCUGAUGCCAAGAAUUUUCACCUUUACAACAAAGGGAAUUAAACGGUAUCUAAGCGAAUAAUUAGGUGUAUACAAAACUGUGUGAAUGAAACAAAAAGCACUUCUUAAGAUAUUGAUCACUCUGAAACGUUAUUUGAAUGUUCGUUAUAUAAACCAAAUUAUUAAUAGUUUGACACUAAACUGUUCAGUAAAAAAAAAGCUGCUCACAAUAAAAGUGACAUCACUAUAAUGGUUAAGUGCAAUUUAUUUUAUUGUCCUAUGCCAAACUUUGAUGCCAAUGUGCCUGCUGUGUGAUGAGAUGUAGUAGUGUCAAGUGAAGGUUUAUGUUAUGUUAAUAAAAUUACAUAGAGCA